AUGUGAACACGAUCUGAUCCGGUGAGAUAAGCUGUCACACGAGAUUCCCUUAUAUUACAGAUAAAACCAGUCUUUACAGUUUUGUAUACAUUUUCAAAAAAGACAGAUCUUGUAGAAAGUUUCACUAUGAUAAAAUUUGCAGUUAUUGCCGCGGUAACAGUGUACAUCUGCUAUGUGGCAGCUGAAAUAUGUAGUAAUGUAGGUGACUGCAAGGGUACAUCAUGCUCAACAACAGCAACACACGUGCACGUUGAAUGUGUAGAGAGACACUGCACAUGUUCACAAGAUCAAAAACCAUGUCUCACCGUAUCAGAUUGUAGUGCUAACGCUUCAUGUAUUGACCGUGACGGACAUACAACUAAGUUCCACUGCCUAGAUGGAAAAUGUAAUUGCUUAAGAGUCUAAGACUCGCGCGUAUUGUCUUUUAUUCCUUUUAAGGAACCUACUGGUAUAUUUUUAGUUGAAAUUAAAGUUACUAAACCCA
Ruditapes philippinarum (Manila clam) is the source of this 484-nucleotide messenger RNA. Its product is annotated as serine protease inhibitor Cvsi-2-like. The transcript has 3 exons. The coding region runs from base 127 to 405 and encodes 92 amino acids. The record is from RefSeq and is a predicted model, not a curated record. Lineage: Eukaryota; Metazoa; Mollusca; Bivalvia; Venerida; Veneridae.